Staurois parvus is the source of this 473-nucleotide messenger RNA. NCBI's taxonomy places the organism in Eukaryota, Metazoa, Chordata, Amphibia, Anura, Ranidae. The record is from the annotation of a GenBank genome assembly.
AUCCACUAUAUCUGGUCUCCCACAGUACACAGAACAUGGAAAUGCAAUUAUUUUAGUAAAUAUAAACUGCUAAAUACCUUUUCCCAUCAGCAGUUAAAGCAGUCUUGUGACUUCAGCAGAGCACUGGAUAAAGCUUGUAGGAGGAGUUUUCUUUCUGCUGUAGGAGGAUGUGAGACCGCUGGCCCUCUGUCUGGACAGUGCUGAUUGGUCCUGUGCUGAUCCCAUGCACCCUCCCAAAGAAAAAAAAAAACCCUCUAGCAAUACACACCAAACUGAGCAUGUGCAUAGUGACCCUUAGGACUCUGUACUAUCAGCAGAUGGACUGGGGACAGUAGAAGAAGGGUAGGAUCAGAGAAGACAGGAUCAAAGAGCCUUUUUACACAAUGUGGAGGAGCAACCCCUUAGGUUCCACAGUGAGUAUAACAAGCAUGUCUUACUGCAUAUAUAGUCUGAUUUUACAGUUGUGGGUUUAG